Molecule: messenger RNA, 7525 nt
Organism: Mya arenaria
Lineage: Eukaryota; Metazoa; Mollusca; Bivalvia; Myida; Myidae
Product: cell adhesion molecule DSCAM-like
Exons: 35
Coding region: 220-5214 (1664 amino acids)
Biological process (GO): cell-cell adhesion
Molecular function (GO): protein binding
Source: RefSeq, a predicted model, not a curated record
GGAGGGACAAUUUUGACGUUUGGCUUAUUCAAUUAUGUUGUGAUUGAAAAUUAAAUUUUUCUUGACAAUUAAAUGCAGAAGAUGAAUGUAAGUUACAAGAGGUCCUAGAGGUCAUGAGUGGCAGGUUAUCUCAGAGUUGCAAAAUGACUUCCAAUAAAAGUUAAUUAUCAGUAUCGUCACAACACAUACCGGUUACAACUCGAACUGAGAGUUACAGCUAUGGAGCUGCACCUUCUGUUGAUGUCUGCUUGCUGUCUGCUACAGGCCUCUGCAACUAUUAUUAUUUUAGAACACCCCUCAGACCAAGCCAUUGUGUAUGGACAGGACUUGUUUCUAAAUUGCUCAGCCCGGAAUCUCACAUCUGGAAUCAAAGAGGGCCUAAUAAUACAUUGGCAGCUAAACAAUCUCCCUAUCAGCCGUCCAACCUCUGUGUACUCCAACGGGACCCUGCUGGUACCAGGGGUCACAGCGAAUGACCUUGGAAACUACACGUGUAUGGUGCACGACUCUGCCAAUGUGUUCCUGUUGGCUUCUCAUCCUGCAAAUGUGUUCCAUGCCUACAUUAAGAUGUUUGAGGUUAGCCCAGUGCCUGUGUACGCCAUCGAAGAUGAGAUUGUAUCAUUUGACUGCAUCACAGGAGAGAGUGCCCCACCACCUCACAUUUACUGGGAGAGGAACGGAGAAUUGUACACAGGUGGCGAACAGUACAGCGCUACAUAUGGGGGAUAUUCCCCAAACUCACUUGUCAUCCAGUACUCCAUGAGACUUAUCUUGAAAGCCAAGCCCUACUUAGAUGGAGCGUACAACUGUGUGGCACGAAAUCCCGUGCUUAAGAUAGAUGUCAGGAGCCUCAAAGUGCGCAUGCAGACUGCUGAGAUGGAGUCACCCCCUUAUGUGAUAAUGGAACAACUGAUACCUAACGUGAUCACCCCGCUAGGACAGCCACUGAUAUUGGACUGCCCCGUUACCGGAAAACCCGCAGUGACGGUCACAUGGUAUAAAGACGAAAUCCAAUUGGGCGGUGAUUUUUUCACGCUGAAAAACAACUCGCUUCACCGACCGAUGUUAAUAUCAGGGGAUGAAGGGAACUAUACAUGUCAGGGCGUAAAUGGCCUCGGAUUGGCAAGAAGUCCUAACAUAUCUGUCAUGCUUGCCAGGAUAGACAUGACAUUCCGGGAGGUACCACAGGACCUAUACGGGAUAGCAGGGCUCCCCGCCAUACUGAAAUGUACCCCACCCUACAGUAUACCCUCUGCCAGGGUCACCUGGUACAAAGACAAUGCCCUAUUGGUGCCAAGAUCAGGUGAGCAGUCGGUGCAAGUGAUGACAUCAUCUAACGGCUCAUGGAAUGUUAUCUUUGAGGAGAUACAGAAGCGUGAUGAGGGGGAAUAUUUUUGUGUGGCCACAAACAACUUUGCUGUACCCCCUUCCAGGACCUCACAGGCUGCUACUAUCAGGGUGGGAGGGGCCCCAAUUUUCAUAGAGCCGCCCAUUGGUAAGACUGUUGAGAAAGGAAAGCUGGCCCAUCUUAGCUGCUAUGUACAAGGCGACCCCUUCCCGGAGGUCACAUGGCUGUUUGAGGACGUUGAAGUGACGGUGUCAAAUACAGUGUCAUUUAGACAGGGAAACCAGGAAUUAUGGAUAGGAAACAUAAAUAAGGGAAAUGAGGGGACAUAUACCUGCAGAGCAGUCAACAGAUAUGGGGCAAUACAGACCAAGGUCUACAUCAAGGUCCUGGUCCCUCCUGUGGUGUUACAGCCUGUUGGAGACACUGUGGUCAGUAAGGGGGACACAGUCAUCAUACCCUGUGGCAUAUACAGUGACCCUGCACCUCUCAUCACCUGGUUUAAAGACUCAGCAGCUGUAAUUAUGGGGGGUCGUUUCACUCAGAUACCGGAUGGCCUGUACAUAACUUCAGUACAAGUGGAGGAUUCAGGGACGUAUCUCUGCCAAGCCUCCAACAUGGCCGGAACAGUCGAGAACCAGGGGACUCUUACAGUGCUUGUGAGACCCUACUUUCUACAAAAGCCAGUUAGCCAGGUUGUCAACAGGGGGAAUAAUGUGACCUUGAACUGUGUUGCCAGCGGUUACCCCCAGCCACAGGUCACAUGGCUCUUCAAUGGUAGCUCUUUGUUCCCCAAGGACACCAUGCUAUCCCUGGACCAGAGUCAACUCCUUCUGUUGGGGGUUAACUGGCUCCAUGUUGGGGACUACACCUGCAGGGCGACCAACCGAGAGGGCUCAUCACAAGAGACUGCUGCCAUCAGAAUCAGGGUGCCACCGAAGGUAACCUCUAUAGAAGGUAUUCCUCUAUUAUACCAGGGCGAACACCUUCAGCUUACAUGUCGAGUGACCGGCAUCCCAGAUCCACUAAUAGAGUGGUUCCAUAACAGGGAGCAGUUGUUUACAAGCAGUAAUGGGCGAAUCUCCUUCCCUGAGCCCAACAAGCUGAGUGUGAUGUUUGCCAAUGAGAAUGAUGCCGGAAUCUACACAUGCAAGGGCUCCAACAAUGCGGGGGUCAGCCAGAAGGAUAUGGAGGUCUUCAUUAUAAGCAGGCCCAGUCCUCCCGUCCUGCUCUCAGCUUCUACGCUAAGUGCCAGCAGUGUAGAGCUAGCCUGGUCCACACAACAGAGGGAACCCCAAACACCCGUGGAUAAAGUUAUCAUAUUCUACAGGAAGAAAUUAGAGAUGUCCAGUACCUAUACAGAGGUAGAGCUAAUAUCCACCAUGCUUAAAUACACUAUAUCCAGCCUUGAUCCAGCCACAGAGUACAUUUUUAUGAUCUCAGCUAUCAAUGGGGCGGGGACAAGUGGUGUCAGCAAUGUUCUAGCUGCAAAGACAUUUGAUGCUGGACCAUCAGUGCCGCGAAAUUUCCACAUGGUAGAGGUGGAGUCAGUGAGCUUCACUGUGGGCUGGGAAAUCCCCCUGAAGACUAACGGCAAGAUCAAGAAAUAUCAGGUGACAUACCGGGAACAGAACAUGCUUGCAGAGUCCACAGUCAUAAUCCAAAGUGACAGUGACCCAAGCCAUGACUACAAGAUAGAAGGGCUGGCCCCUUAUACCUGGUACAAUGUCAAGGUCAGAGGGGCCACUAUAGAAGGGGACCAGGUACUGUGGGGAAACUGGUCAAAUACCAUGGAGGUCAAGACUGCUCAAGCGGCUCCAAGUGGAAUGGCAAGGGAGGUGAAGGCCACACCCCUGACCUCUGACUCUAUCCAGCUCUCAUGGGAGGCUGUCCUUCAAGAGGAGCAAAAUGGACCAAUUAAACGGUAUUAUGUCACCUACUGGUUGCUAAGCAACCUCUCUCAGCCAGUUGGAGAAGAGAUUAUUGACAAUCUUGACCUUCAAGUGAACAUCACAGACCUUGACUCUUGGACAUGGUACAUGUUCAAAAUCACAUCAGAAAAUGCUGGGGGCAGGGGGCAGCCAAGUGAUCCAGUCAAUGCAAGGACAUUUCCGACAGUGCCAACUGGAGCUCCAAGAAGUGUCACCGUGGAGCCUCAUAGUUCAAGGUCACUACUUAUCAAAUGGGAGGCACCCCCAGUUGACCAGUGGAACAGUGACCUAUCUGGCUUCAUAGUUCAAUACUGGAAUGACAUUACUAUGGGCUCCCUAACUUCACUUGGUGUCCUUGACCUCACCACCAUUGUCAAGAAUCUUGUGCCUUACACCCAGUACACUGUACGUGUUGCGUCCUUCACAAACCAGCUAGCCAAUGGGAUUGGCCCAUACAGUGAAAACAUCACUGUCAAAACACUACAAGAUGUUCCUGGCAUGGUAGAAAAUCUUCAGGUGAGAGCAACAACAACAUCUCUGAGGUUGUCAUGGAGACCACCACCUGUAACCAAUGGCAUCAUCUCUCACUAUCUUGUAACCUAUGUUAUGAUUGGUCGAGCCACACCAUUGGAUAUGGAUCAAAUUGAAGUUAACUUUACAGAAAAUAUAGGUGAUCUUGUACAAAAAGAAGCCUUAAUAAGUGAAAUAUUUAUAAACUUCUCACCUAAAAUAACAAGAGACUUGCUGUAUCCUAUAGCACAUAUGUGUGACACAGUUUAUUUAAAUAGCACAGCGCUAGAGAAGUAUGAGAAUACAACAGAUAUUAGCCAAUCAGAGUACUUGUUGCAAUUCAACAUAUCAAAUGUCCUUUCUGAUUGGAUGAAAGAUGAAGAUGUUAUGAUUGGUGAUUUAUGUGGUGGAUUAAAGUCUGCAAUACAAGAGAUACUCAUAGAUAAUGCAGGUCCGCUAGAUUCCAGCAUAUACAACCUAACGACAACAGCGAGCACAAUCACCUUGUCAGACCUGGAACCGGACUUUGUGUACAAUAUUACCAUCAAUGCAGCAACAGGGGCUGGGUAUGGAAGGGCUGUAUUGCUGGAGACCGCCACAUUGGCACCAGUACCUACCCUACCCACCACUGCAAGACCCAAGCCUAGACCCACACCCCGCCCUACCACGACUCCCUGGCCCCUGGGGCAAGAGGCACAGAUUUCUGACCCCCUCAACCUGCCUGUGAUUAUAGGCGGCGGGGUCGCAGGGCUGUUCCUAUUGGUGGUCAUAUUCUUGCUGAUUUGUUGUUUGUUUAUGAGGAGACAGAAGAAGAGACAGAGUGAUGAAAAGGCAAGCGUGAUUCAGCAGGAGUCAAUAGAAGACAACCAGUUUAACAGCAUGUACGGGCAACUAGACCGACCAAGGGCCCCGGCUAUUGCAGCUGCAGCAGAAGAUGGCACAGACUCUGUGGAUCUGUAUGCUGACCAGGUUCGCUUCCAGUCUCCUACACGUUCACCCAGAAAUGGAACCGCAAGGUCCUUCAUGACAGAGAGCAGUGGGAAUGUCCCUGUCGGCAAUGGACGUAGGAUCAGGGAAGCUUUCAAAGGCAUGUCCUUUGAUGAAAUAGAAGCCCAAAGAAGUGAUGACAACCCCCAUUACUCCGGCCUAGCAGCCCCUGGCACAGUAAAAGCGAACCCGGCCUAUUACGAGGAGUCAGCCUCCAGUGACCAGGAAUCCAUAUCUGUAUCCAUGGUUUUCUCUGCUGAAGAUUCACAGCUCAGAGAAUCCACAUUGAAACGGAAAAACAAAAUGAGGAGUAUGGACGCUGCUGCUAUAGCUAGGUUACGGAGCAGCACGUUGCCUUCGACAGUUGGUAGGCACAAUGAUAUGUCCGCUCUCAUCAGUGACGACGUGCAAAUUGUGUUUAAUGAAAGAACAGCGUUGUAAUGAAGCAAAAUGAAGUUAUAUCCUGCAUCCAACAUGAAAAAUGCAACCCCAUUGGUCCAGGAUAAUAUUGGGUCACUAAUCUUUAAAUCGUACCAAAAUGGCGUCUAUUUUCAAAUUCCUAUGAAUUAAUGAAACAUUUCCAAUAAAUUGACUAAUGUAAACUGGUCCUUUAUAUCAUAUAUUUACGUUACGGGGUUAGAAGGUGACCCCAUAUUGAAUAUAAAGGACGCAGGAAACAAUAUGCGAGUAUUGGAUAUCCCAUAUGGUUUCCUUUGCUCGGUAUAUCCCAUAUUGGGUUGACUACUGACUCGGUAACUUAUAAUAUCAUUCUGUAAAGUUUAUGACAUGAGGGAAGACUGAGUUAUGAACUUGCAUGUUAAAGUUAACUGAUUACUCUUUAACAAUCCUUGAUUAUUUAAAGAUUGUUGAGAAGAUGCUCUUCUGAAUUAUGGGGAGUAUAUGAUGCUACUGUUUUGAAUAUUUAACAUAUGUGUAUUUCAUUGUUCAAGCUUUGUAAUGAAGUUUUUUGCACAUGCUGACCCUGGUUAUUAUAGAGGUAUUUGAUAGGCAUUUCGCGCUGAACACUAUGACAGUUUGCAUUUAUAUUUGGUACUCUAAACGAUUACUCGAGGAUGGACAGCUUCUGACUUGAUUGUUCAGACAACCAAAAAUAAACUCAAACUUUUGAAGAAUGCCAGUUUCAUGGUCAUAUCAAUACGGAAUUUAUUUUAUGUUUUUUGUGUUGUUUUUGUCUGAUUAUAUUUCUGUUUUUAUCUUGACCAAGUCAUGUUGAAUUGUUUCUACUGUUUUCGUACCUGUUGUUCCAGUUUUAGUUGUAUUCUUGUGAUUAAAAGUCAUUAUUGUAUGUUUCAAACACAUAUUACGAGAAGAACAUUAUAUUUAAGCCAAGUUGGAUGUGUAUGUUGUUGUUAAAUAUUGGUACAUGCUUUCUUGUUGUUUAAUGUCAUUAUUGUAUGUCCAGAUGACAUAUUUAAUGUCUAAUGUCAUUAUUGUAUGUCCAGAUGACAUAUUUAAUGAGAAGAAUAUAAUUUUUUACCUGAUUUGGAUAUGUACAUGUAUGUUGUUAAUGGUAAAUUGAUAUUUGUACAUGCAUUUAACUUUCCUGUUUUGAAAAUGGUAUAAUAUAACUUAUUUUUUAUAUUAUUGUAUAAAAUUAAAUAUAAAUCCAAUAUUUACUGUGAUACCGAAUUCAGGUUGCUGUCUAUUCCACAGCUGAUUUUGAUCAACAUUUUUCCAUAGAUGAGUGUUUUAUGCAUACUAUUUAUUCCUUUGUCUCUGUUCAUCACAUGAUUGAAGGCCAAAAAUAAUGUGUUUGAUUUUUUAAGAGUGAAAUAUUUGGAUGUGAGAGCGGUUUAGCAGUAGGGGGUCUCAAAAGCUGUAGAUUUUAUCAACCACGGUUAGAGUUCACAUAUCUGGUUCAUGAUAAAUUUUUCGCUCGUUUAUUUAAAUGUUUGCAUUCAAAAAUAUUUGGUCAUUCUGAAUUCAUCUUAGGAGGUCAAUUUUCAUAUUCAUACUUUUGAAUGUAAAAAAACGCCAUAUAAACUUACAUAUUAUAAUAGUAACAUCAUCAUGGUGUUUCUUUUUUUUUAAAAAGCCCAUGCCAAUAUAGUAUAAUGGCGCAAAACUAUAAAGUUUAUUGGUCAGUGAUAAUGGUUUAUCAGUAUAAAUUAAAAGUAAAAUCAAUUGGAUGUUAAUAUGUUAAAUGCACUUGAAGCUGCACUCUCACAGAUUUACCAUUUUUACAACUGUUUUUAUUUUUUGUCUUGGAAAGAGCAAUAUUUUGCUUAAGUAUCUGCAAACCAAUGAUAUAAGGUUGCUGACAAAAAGUCAGGUCAUAGAUUUUCAUAUUUCCUUUCGAAAAUAAUGUUUUAUAUUUUAAACCGUUACUAACAGUUUAAGAGAAAUGCAUAAAACAUCAAUUUUUAAACUUAAAUAUAAAAAUCUGCGAUCAUUUUUUUUGUCAGCAGUCUUAUAUAACUGGUUUUCAGGGAUUUUUGCAAAACUUGACCUGUUCCAAGACAAAAAUAAAAAAGUUGCCGGAGCUCAAAACCUUCAAUCUGUGAGAGUGCAGCUUUAAACGUUUUUGCAUUGUAAUGAUGGAUGGGUUACCUUUAUAUGUUUCACGUUUUGUGUUACUAUUUUACUAUUGUGAGUUGGUACAAACUGUCUCUCUAUAUAUAUUAACUAUAUAUAGAAUAUAAGAAGGGUGCAAUAACAUUUAUUUAUAUAUCCGUAAAUGUAUAUUUAUAUACAUUAUAUGUACAUGUACCUGUGUUUAUUAUUAUUUCAG